AUGCUGCGUCGGAACACGCGGCUCCGUCGGGAGUACCUCUACCGGAAGAGCCUCGAGGGGAAGGAGCGUCAGCACUACGAGAAGAAGCGCCGCGUCCGGGAGGCGCUCGAGGAGGGCAAGCCUAUCCCCACCGAGCUUCGCAACGAGGAGCUCGCCCUCCGCCGCGAGAUCGACCUCGACGACCAAGACCGGGCAGUGCCGAGGAGUAUCAUAGAUGACGAGUACGCCGGCGCCACGCUGCGCGAGCCCAAGAUUCUCUUGACCACAUCUCGUAACCCGAGUGCGCCCCUGACUCAGUUUGUUAAGGAGCUGAAAGUUGUAUUUCCGAACUCACAGAGGAUGAACCGUGGUGGUCAGGUGAUAUCAGAAAUUGUUGAGUCCUGCCGAUCACACGAGAUAACUGAUCUUAUUUUGGUGCAUGAGCAUCGUGGUCAGCCUGAUGGUUUGAUUGUGUGUCAUCUACCAUUAGGUCCAACUGCAUACUUUGGGUUACUCAAUGUGGUAACACGGCAUGAUAUCAAAGAUAGGAAGGCCAUGGGCAAAAUGUCAGAAGCUUACCCUCAUUUGAUACUGGACAAUUUCACAACCAAGACUGGUGAAAGGACUGCCAAUAUAAUGAAGCAUCUCUUUCCUGUGCCGAAGCCGGAGUCAAAGCGUCUAAUCACUUUUGCCAAUAGAGAUGACUAUAUCUCUUUCAGGCAUCACAUCUAUGAAAAACAUGGUGGCCCCAAAUCCAUUGACCUGAAGGAGGUUGGGCCCCGUUUUGAGUUGCGACUCUAUCAGAUCAAACGAGGAACUGUGGACCAAAGCGAAGCACAGAACGAGUUUGUGCUACGGCCAUACAUGAAUACCGCGAAGAAGCAGAAUUCGCUUGGGGUUUGA
This is a messenger RNA of Triticum turgidum subsp. durum (durum wheat), 882 nucleotides long. Lineage: Eukaryota; Viridiplantae; Streptophyta; Magnoliopsida; Poales; Poaceae. The record is from the annotation of a GenBank genome assembly.